CGAUUUGGAGAUGGGAAUACACAGACACUCAGACAGAAUCAGAAAUAGAGACACGGGAUUAAAUACUGAUCCGAUCUAAUCAAUUUACGGAACGGUUGCUUAUCCGAUCUAUAGAAUAAACAGAGACACUUCGCUCUGUGUAACCGUACAGUGAUAAGCCUUUUCUUCUCACAGUAUUCAAAUUGAGACCCAUUUUUCUGUGACGUAGCCGUGCGACUCUUGACUGACUAGUAUACACUGAACUAGAAUCUCUAACGUUCAUUGUACAAAAUGAUAUCGUAUCGAAUGUGAUUGAGGACAAAGUUUAUUGCGGGUCUAUACGAAUGAGGGGUCUUCGCUAAACAAUGCAGCGUAAAGGAUUUAUAUUAAGCUGUCAAUCGCAGUGUCCAGUGUUCGACAAAGAUAUCGGUGUUAUGUGAAAGUAACUAUUGAGAAUUAACGAAGGAUUAGAUUAUGCUUGCGCCGUCCGCCUUACAAAUAAGUAAACUGCAAGGGCGGCAGUGAGGGGCAAGUGAGCCCGAUGCCAAAAGCACGUCCACUAAUGAAAUUGAUAGCAAAACAAGCAGUAACUGAGCACGAUGAUCAUGAUGAUGGAGCACAUCAAACAGUUGAGAAACGGUGUCUAAAAAUGGGAACGCUGGAAACCAAAGUUACUUGCUGGAUGGCUUCUGGACUAGCCGACAUUAUUGUCUUCCCUCCGCUACAAAAAGCAGCAGCAAAACAAACAACAGGGGAAAAACUGUCAGCAGCGGCCGCCGCAAGAGGCGGUUCGACGUCAUCACAGAGAACACGUCUGAAGACGCUUGCUCCUCGACGACAGAAAUGAGCUUGAAAGUUAAGAAGAAUGCCGGGCGACAGCAGGAGCUUGAACGUCUUCCACUCCACAUUCUUGAAGUCAUGGCUGCCUCUUGGGAAAGCUGGUUCGCGAUCAUCUUGCCUUUAGCUCUUCUUCCGUUGCCAGUCUUUUACCGUACGGAUGCAGGAUGGUGCGCCUAUUUGAUGCUGAUUAUGGCAGCGUUAUGGACUACAGAAGCUCUUCCGUUGGCUGUAACUUCGUUGAUUCCUGUAGUUGCGUUCCCAUUGCUCGGUCUCAUGAGCUCCACUCAGGUAACACGAUUCUACCUCGAUGACAUCAGCUUUCUAAUGCUUACAUCCCUUUCGAUCGCGGCUGCCGUCGAAACCAGCAAUCUGCACACACGAAUCUCACUUCGGACGUUGCUCGUAAUUGGCACGAGUACAUACAGACUUUUGCUGGGCACAAUGAUGGUAACCAUGUUCUUGUCUAUGUGGAUCCCCAACACAGCGUCGGCUUCAAUAAUGGGGCCAGUCGCUCUGUCAAUAAUUGACCAGGUCUUCGACUCUGAGCUACCGACAAUGGAUCCGCUAGUCCACAAAGGGGGAAAUGGAAAGCAGGAAUCCCGAAAGGCUAACAGCCGUCAUUUCCAGGUGCGCGGUAUCAUGAUGUUAGCUGUCAUGUACGCGGCCAACGCAGGUGGAACAGGCUCUAUAAUAGGCACGGGUCCUAAUCUCGUACUCAAAGCGCAACUCGACACGCUGUACCCGAAUUCUACAGAAGUAACGUUCAGCAGUUGGAUGCUAUAUAAUUCUCCAGUAAUGUUGAUCAAUACACUAUUUGGCUUCGUCUUCUUGUCUAUACUUUUGAACAUUGCAUUAAAGAGUGUUAAGGUGAACGCGGACUCGGAAGCGGUAGUUCGGUAUAGCCUUGAAGAAAAAUACAACCGAUUAGGAUCUAUCACGUUCGCCGAAGCUUUUGUUAUGGGACUUUUGGCCUUUACGAUCGUCCUGUGGUUCUUGAUGCGACCGCAAUUCAUUCACGGAUGGGCCGAUUACCUACCCUACGGAAGAAUAAUCAAGCCGACAGCGCCCGCUCUGGGGCUAAUGCUGCUCUUUUUCAUCGUUCCUAAGAAUCCCUGGAGCAAAAAUUCUGAGAAGAUUCUGACGUGGCCAGUUCUCCAAAAGAAAAUGCAGUGGGGCGUAAUGUUAUUGCUUGGCGGAGGGCUGGCACUCGCGGACCUAUGCAAAUCGACUGGUCUUUCAAAGAUUAUCGCUGAUGAGCUUUUGCUGUUUCGAGGGGUGCCGCCAGUCGUCACAGUGUCUUGCCUUAGCUUCGCCGCGUCCAUGCUAACCGAAAUCACUUCAAAUACCGCAAUCUGCUCAAUCAUGCUCCCAGUCGUGGCGCAGAUAGCCAUAGCUCUCAGGGUACAUCCGCUGUAUCUGAUGAUGCCGAUUACAAUCUGUUGCUCGUUUUCGUUUAUGCUUCCAGCGGCUACUCCGGUCAAUGCGAUUGUCUACGAUCUUGCCCACAUGACUAUACCGCAAAUGGCAUUUCCCGGUAUCGUUAUGAACUGUAUUUGUGUUGCCAUAGAAAUACUAGCUAUCAACCUCUAUGGAGAUAAGGUGUACGGUCUGUCGACCUUCCCAAGUUGGGCCGAACCUGAACUACCGUCCGGGACCAAUGUCACCAUAGACCUUAAAUAAAUUUUGUUCUUCAAGUUUCAA
This is a messenger RNA of Varroa destructor (honeybee mite), 2520 nucleotides long. RefSeq names its product Na(+)/dicarboxylate cotransporter 3-like. Gene Ontology annotation, cellular component: plasma membrane. NCBI's taxonomy places the organism in Eukaryota, Metazoa, Arthropoda, Arachnida, Mesostigmata, Varroidae. Gene Ontology annotation, molecular function: citrate transmembrane transporter activity; succinate transmembrane transporter activity. Gene Ontology annotation, biological process: succinate transport; transmembrane transport; citrate transport. The record is from RefSeq and is a predicted model, not a curated record.